CGCCGAGCGUGCACGACUUCUUCGCUUCGGUUCUGCUCCGGUUUCUUCAGCUGUUUGUCUGUCAAGCUACUUGUCAAACUACAUUAAGAUUUAGCUAAAAAUACGACUACACGAGAAACGGACAAAUAAAACAAGGAAAAUGCUUCGCGGAUACGAGGGCGUGAGAUAUAUCUCGGAUAAGACAAUGGUAGUGUUCGACAUCGGUAGCGCGUACACAAAGUUCGGCUAUGCGGGAGAAAUGUCGCCACGUGGUAUUAUUCGAACGGAGGUGAGAUGCUCGGAAUCAAAGAAGAUACGCAGAAUCAUUGACUACAAGGACCCCGAGGACCUGUAUCAAUUGCUCGUGGAUUUUCUUCAUCUAUUGUUUUUUAAGUACGUCGUGAUAAGCCCGAAAGAUGCGAGAAUAUUGCUCUUGGAGUCUCCACUGGCAGUAACGUCGUUCAGAGAUACCCUCGCGAAAGUAAUGUUCAGGCACUUCGAAGUCGGUUCUAUGUUGUUUCUGCCGAGUCACUUGGCGACGAUCAGCACUCUCGGUAUCGAUACAGCUUUGGUAUUGGACGUCGGAUAUCAGGAGGCAACUCUGAUUCCGAUCUUUGAGGGAAUACCGGUACUUAAAGCCUGGCAAGCGUUGCCCCUAGGCGGACAGAUUGUACACGAGAAUUUAGGAAAAUACUUUCGAGACACAGCAAGCAAUCUAGAUUUGUCGGAAAAGAUGCUGGAGGACAUCAAAGUAAGAACGUGUUUUGUAACCACCCUGGAAAGGUCCGCAAAGCUAGGAACCGAGAAUGCUCCGACUCCACCUCCCGACGUCACGUAUCCCGGUGUUAAAAGAAUCUUAAUACCUGGAGAGAUCAGGGAAAAAGCGUUCGAGAUACUGUGGGAAAGGGAUAACGAUAAUCUUUCUUUACCCACUAUGAUACUCGACGCUAUCGUUAAGUGCCCAUUGGAUACGAGACGCGUGCUGGCCGAAAAUAUAAUACUCGUCGGAGGAACGUCUAUGACAAAAGGCUUCGCGAGUCGUCUGAAAUCGGAAUUGUUGGCUUUAAUUGCGAGCGAUCUGUAUAAAAAUAAAUUGAAGGUGGAAUCGUUCAAAUUUCAUACGGCACCCAGCAAAUCAAAUUGCACGGCGUGGUUAGGCGGUGCUAUUUUUGGCACGACAGAUUUGCCAUUACGAUGUUUGACAAAAGAAGUGUACUUAAAGACUAAUCGAGUUCCCGAUUGGUCUAAUCUUAUAGAUAAUCAAAAGGAUGAAACUUCGUACGAAAUAUGAAUAAAUGAGUACGUCAUAAGA
Molecule: messenger RNA, 1291 nt
Organism: Temnothorax curvispinosus
Lineage: Eukaryota; Metazoa; Arthropoda; Insecta; Hymenoptera; Formicidae
Gene: Arp10
Product: actin-related protein 10
Exons: 5
Coding region: 140-1270 (376 amino acids)
Biological process (GO): retrograde axonal transport of mitochondrion
Source: RefSeq, a predicted model, not a curated record